Messenger RNA from Nicotiana tabacum (common tobacco), 930 nucleotides. NCBI's taxonomy places the organism in Eukaryota, Viridiplantae, Streptophyta, Magnoliopsida, Solanales, Solanaceae. The record is from RefSeq and is a predicted model, not a curated record.
CUCAUAAAGACCAAUAGAACAAAAAGGAAAAGAGAUCUUCUGAAAGUGCAUACACUUUCUCAUUUUUUACUCCAUUACAACCACUGCCAUUUCUUUUCAUUUAAGCUGUUGCUAUCUUCUACUAUUAAGACAACCAUGCAAGAAAGGUCAAAAAUUCAGAAGAAGGAAUCGGUAGUUGCUCGUAGAGCUUGGAACCUUCUCCGCCUGGCCUUGUUAUUGGCAAGAAAAGGUGGCAUUUUCAAGAACAGACACCUUAUGGCCGAUCUCCGUUUGCUUCCCAAAUACAUUAGAAGCCUCCGUCAUACCAACAAGUACGGUGGUGCAUUACAUUAUGGGGAGCGUGAGUUUUCCUUUGAUGACACCCCUAUCAUUCCUGUUAAGAUGCAUCGCCCUGCUUCCUUGCGUUUCAAGAUGCCAAAUAUCCCCUGCAUCAAACCUCAGGUUGAUUUUGACUUUGGCUUUGACAACGAUCGUGAUCGUGAUUGUAAAAGAUUAUGAAUGUACAAUGGUAAUGGUGAUGAUGAUUUUCCUAGGAAAAGUUUCUUAAACUGGGAGGAUGGUGAUAAUGAAGAGGAUGCAUAUGCAAGCUGCGAGACCUAUGAGGAGAUUAGUUGUCCCGAAGAUGAAGCUAUUGAUAUGAACGCUGACCAAUUUAUCGCAAAGUUCUAUGAACAAAUAAAGGUGCAAAGACAAAUAUCAUAUUUACAAUACCAUGAGACGACGUUCGCUAACUAAAGGUGCAAAUUGACAGAGGCUUGCAGGCGCUUUCCACUCUUCAGCACUCACCAAUUUUCAUUCUUUUUGGAUGUCAUAUUCUAGUUUCGAUUUCAUACUGGCUAGUAGUAUUCUUUCUGUAUAGGAUGCGUUACGUCGCGGAUUAUUUGUAUAUAGAUCGAAGAGGUAUUCAGUAUUCUAUUCCACACUGCAAAA